Molecule: messenger RNA, 3719 nt
Organism: Quercus robur (English oak)
Lineage: Eukaryota; Viridiplantae; Streptophyta; Magnoliopsida; Fagales; Fagaceae
Product: probable L-type lectin-domain containing receptor kinase S.5
Exons: 4
Coding region: 1226-3547 (773 amino acids)
Biological process (GO): protein phosphorylation
Cellular component (GO): plasma membrane
Molecular function (GO): ATP binding; protein kinase activity; carbohydrate binding
Source: RefSeq, a predicted model, not a curated record
GAGAAAUGAGAAAAAAAAAAAAAAAAAAAAGGAAAAAAAAAAGCUAGUAAGUAAACAGUAUUGUAGUCGUUGGUGAGCUGUCAUUGAUGGUGAGUUUACAUGUGUGUGGUGACUUUACAUGUGGGUGGGAACCAACGAAAACGUGUUCCCGGUUUUUAUCUCUCAAAGUCAAUUAUUUGAAUUUUGAGCGAUAAGAACAAUUAAGUAAGGACUGAGCUAAGAUUCCAUGUUAGGAGUGUUCUCAGUUUUCAUCCCUCAAAGUCAAUUAUUUGAAUUUUGAGCGAUAAGAACAAUUAAGUAAGAAUAGAGCUAAGAUUCCAAGUUAGGGGCUGUAGUAUAUAAAAAAAAAAAUUUAUUAUGAAACUCUAAUUCGUAUUAACAAAUCAAGGAAGUCAUAUAUAUAUAUAAAAUACCCCCAUUGCUUAAUCCCUUAUACUAGAAUUAUAUUAUCCUUUUAGUAAUUAUGGAUCAAAUUACAUUAUUUUUUUUUCCACUUAUAUCUCCGCCGUAAAUGUAAUCCCAAUUAGGUCAUUGGCUUUAGUUUUCCCACCCUCCAACACGCCACAAUUUUUAUUUUUGUUUUCUUAUGUUUUAUUCUCCUCCACCCAUUCAUUCCUUAUCUUCUAGACCUUUCUUUUUCUAUUUUUUUUUUCUCCACCUUUUUUACAUCCACACAAUUAAUCAUUUUUAUUUCUCCCUUCUCCUUCUUCACCUGUUUUGUUUCAUAUUCUUCCUUUUACUUUAUUUCGUCCACCGGAAACUCUCUCUGUCUCUCUUUUCAAUUCGGCAUCUCUCACUCUGUCUCAGUUGUGGUUUUUCUUUUGGAGGCCAUUUAAGGGCUAGGCUUUUUUUAUUUUGGUAAAAUUGGUAAAUCGGGCUAAUUUUUGUAACUUUCCUAUUGGUGAUUUUGUUAUUAGGCUUUUUUUUUGGAGUAUGUUAUUUUUAAUGGUGGCUAAGUGUAAUUAUUAAACCAAAUUGCUAAAUUAGUACUUAUAUGUAUGUAAUAAUAAUUAUUAUUUUUUCCAAAUUUUAGGGGGACAAAGCCAAAGUAUGGCUCCGUCCCUGGGUCCAAGACUCAAAAAUUUUGCUAAACAACAUUUCCUUCAUGGGUCUCACGUAUUUUGGAUUAUGGGUGAUGAAAUAUAACUUGGUUUUCACCCAAUCUAAACACCCUCUCAUCUUUUAGGAAUAAUGAACUACAUUCCAAUCUAAACUCAGUUUUUAUAUGCUCAUAAGAAACUGUCUUUGGUUUAUGCUGUGUCCCUUAACUACAACCAUGCUUUCGCUUUUGUUCUUCUCUACCUUUCUUAUUCAAGCUUCUUUGAGCUCCGUGAUGGACCCUGUCACCUUCUCUUUCCCCACAUUCAAUACUGAAAGUUGCAGCAAUAGAGAGCUUAUUUGCAUGGGUUCAGCGACUGCAGUCGAUGGAUAUUUGAGCAUUACACCGGAGCCACAACACGGAAAUUUCACUCAGCUAAAAACCAAGGUUGGCCGGGUUCUGUAUUCACACCCUAUGCUUGCAUGGCCAGCCAAUAUCUCAACCAUCUUCACUGUUAGAAUUUCUCCCUUCCAGAAUUCAACUGAUUCAGGAGAUGGAAUGGCUUUUAUUAUUGCACCAAAUCAUGAUCCGUCGCCACCAGAUAGCCAUGGCUUCUUUCUCGGAAUCCUUGAUCGGUCAACCGAAGGUGUUGUUCGGCAAUUAGCUGUGGAGCUUGAUACCUACAAGAAUGAAUAUGAUUUAGACGGAAACCAUAUUGGCAUUGACACAACAAGCAUGACAAAUCCGAUUGCAGCAAAGAGUCUUGACUACACUGGCAUUGAGCUCAAAAGUGGAAGAGAUAUCAAGGUCAAAAUUGACUAUGAUGGUUGGAAAAAAAUGCUACAAAUUUCAGUUGGAUAUUCUAGGAAACCAUUAGUGACCGUUCUCGAACAAUCAAUAAUCAUGUCUGACACAGUUCCAAGCUCCGUUUUCGUGGGCUUUACGGGUUCUACGGGGCUCGUCUCAGAAAGUCAUAGGGUCAUUGAUUGGGUUUUCACAUCAGUGCCAUUGCCAUCCUCUUCCAUCCACAAUGGGCAUGAAAAGGACAACAAAAUCAAGAAGAUCGUAUUGGUUAGUGUUACAACAUUUUUCAUGGCUUUGUUGGUUAUAGUGACUUGCGUGUUUCUUCCAUCUGUUUUAAGAAAGCUAAGGAAGAAAAAUCAGAGAGAUCUAGAUAUAGAAACUCAAUCUAGGAAUGCAGCAAAUGUCCCUAAGAUGUUUACGUACAAGCAGCUUUCAAAAGCUACUCGCAACUUCAGCAAGGAAAACUUGUUGGGUAAGGGUGGAUUUGGAAGUGUUUACAGAGGUAUUAUCUCGGUUCCUCCAAAAGUCGUAGCUGUCAAGAAGAUUUCGGCAACCUCAAAACAAGGUGAAAGAGAGUAUAUGGCAGAAAUAUGCACCAUAGGACGCAUGCGGCACAAAAAUAUUGUGCAACUACAAGGUUGGUGCCAUGAGGGAGAGAAUCUACUCCUAGUGUAUGAAUUUAUGUCAAAUGGUAGCCUAGACCGUUUCAUAGGAAAUGAGUUUCUUGACUGGGAAACUAGGUACAAAAUAUUGACAGGGUUGGCCUCGGCAUUACUGUACCUGCACGAAGAAUGUGGUAACCCUGUGGUUCAUCGAGACAUUAAGCCCAACAAUGUAAUGUUAGACUCUGAUUUCAAUGCUCAUCUUGGUGAUUUCGGUCUUGCAAGAAUUCUCCAAAAUGAUGCCUCUGUUACAACUAUGCUAGCUGGGACUCCAGGAUAUUUGGCACCAGAAAUAGGCUUCAUAGGAAAGGCUACCCCAGAAUCUGAUGUGUAUAGCUUUGGCAUGGUAGUACUUGAAGUUGUGUGUGGGAAAAGAUCAAAGGAUACCGUGGCUGAAUAUGGUCUAGUAGACUAUGUAUGGAAUUUAUACGGGGAAAAUGGAUUGGUCGAGUGUGUGGACCAAAUGCUCCAAGGCAAAUUUGACGAGGAGCAAGUGAAGAGGACAUUGAUUGUAGGGCUUGCUUGUUUGCAUCCAGAUUCAAUGUUCCGGCCCAAGAUGAGAAGAGUGGUGAAUAUUCUUAUGGACCCAAACGAGCCCCUAAUGAAUUUGCCAGGAAAUCGACCUAGUGGAGUAUAUGUUGUUUUCCCUACUAAUUCUUCUACUUUCCCAACAGCCACUGAUAGCUCUGCAUUGCUUCAAUCAUCUACGGCAUCGCUUAUGAACUCAAAUGAACCCUUAAUGAAUUCGCCAGGAAAUCGACCUAGUGGAGUAUAUGUAUUUUUCUCUUCUAAUUCUUCUACUUCCACAACAGCCACUGAUGGCUCUGCAUUACUUCAAUCAUCUAUGGCAUCGCUUAUGAACCCAAACGAGCCCUUAAUGAAUUUGCCAGGAAAUCGACCUAGUGGAGAACAUGUAUCGUUCUCUUCUACUUCUUCUACUUCCACAACAACCACGGAUAUCAAUUUUGGCUCAAAAAGUGGCCCUGCAUUGCUUCAAUCAUCUAUGCCAUCGCUAGAUGAGAUUGAGGUCCAAAGUGACUAAAAGUGACAUAGGAGAUGUUUGGUAGACUGUAAUAGAUACUGUAAUGUAAUAGUUAUUUCUAUGGUUUAGCUAUACAGUUGUUUAGUUAAAUUUUUAUUAUGUGUAAUAAUCAUUUCAUAUGAAUCUCUAUUCCUUAAAAUGAGAAAUAUACAUUCCUUUUUAGUUUUUAAAA